Bactrocera dorsalis (oriental fruit fly) is the source of this 739-nucleotide messenger RNA. RefSeq names its product 52 kDa repressor of the inhibitor of the protein kinase-like. Bases 86 to 739 code for a protein of 217 amino acids. The transcript is spliced from 2 exons. The record is from RefSeq and is a predicted model, not a curated record. Gene Ontology annotation, molecular function: protein dimerization activity. NCBI's taxonomy places the organism in Eukaryota, Metazoa, Arthropoda, Insecta, Diptera, Tephritidae.
CAUAAGCCUAUGUUUGCAGCAAAUAGACUGUGAUUUGAGCAGCUGCGUUGCUUAUGCAAAUAAUUUGUAUGCUGAAAUUAGUGAAAUGCGUAAGGAUUCUGAACAAUCGUUUAAACUAAUUUUUGAAUCAGUUAAAACAAUAGCCGCAGAAUUAGAUUUAGAAAUCAAAAUUCCGCGUUUGGCGAAACGGCAAACUAAUCGCCACAAUUAUGAAGGCGAACCGGAAGAAUAUUACCGCAGAUCAAUUUAUAUACCGUUUAUAGAUCAUUUUUUGGACCAAAUCAAUGAACGAUUUUUAAAACAUCAAGAGCUGCUUUCCAAAAUUGAAAACAUUUUUCCAAAUAAAUGCAUAAAUCUUGACGUUAUUGAGAUGCAGGAGACUCUUCGUGUUUUAGAAAAGCAAUGGUCCGCUGAUGUAGAAGAUCCCGAUGAUUUCGUUGCUGAAUUUAGAAUGUGGAAAAGGAACUGGUUAAAUCAAAGAAAGAGAUCCAAAACUUUUUUAGACGCGUUGAAUUGUUGCAAUGCAAAAAUUUUCAAAACAGUGCAUCGUUUUUUAAAGAUUGGAGCAACAAUCCCUAUAUCUGUCGCUUCAAGUGAACGCUCGUUUUCCUCACUUCGCAGGCUUAAAACAUAUUUAAGAAAUAAAACUGGAGAAGCAAGCCUGAACGGAAUGGCUCUCUUGAAUAUCCACAGAGAUAUGGACAUGACGGAGGAAGAGAUUUUAAAGGUUAUGGCCUAA